CCGGCCAAGGAAGCAAAAUGGGGAAGCAAAAGAAGGCUCGUUCCGUGACUGAGAGUACUAUUGCCUCCUCCUCGCGGCGGGAAAUGAUGCGUAGUAAUAGCCAGAAGAAGAAGAAAAUAAACUCAAAACCAAAAUGUCUUAAUGAGCAAGAAAUUCCCUAUCGGCUGAGGGAGAUCAUGAAGAGCCGUGAGGACUUAAAGAACCCCACAAGCAGGAAGAAAAAGAAAGCAGGAAGCAACCAGAGGCCUAGCUCAGAGGGCGACAUACCUGUGCCAAGAUUCAGGAGGCGCAAAGGGGAAUCAGAAUCUUCCUACAUGAGGCGUAUGGACCAGGAAACUCAGCGUGUCCUGUUCCUCACCCAAAACCAGCUGCAACGUGAGCCUGAGAAAGAAGAGCCAGUCCAAGAAAAGUCUCAGAAGAAAAAAGAAUUUCAGCAAAAGAAACUGGAUAAAAUCCGAAAGCAAAAAGAAGAGAGGAAAAUAGCAGUACUGGAGACAGACUUGCUUAGAGACUCAAUACAGUUUGGAGAAGUUGCUCUGCAGCCCCCAACACUUACAGCAAAGCCCAGAAAGAGUGUCGCUAGAGAGAAGGCUGGCCAGAGGCAGCUUCUGCUGAUGUCUCUCUUGGGCUCUGGCACAGCAGCCUCUACUCAUAAAGUCGUCCAUGCAUCUCUUGCUCGCCAGAGGAUUGUGCAGGAGGAGAGAGACAGGGUUGUCCAAGCCUACCGGGACCUAAAGAAACGUAAACAGCAACAACAGCUGUCAGCCCAGAGCCAACUUGCUUUGGAGAAACUAAGGAAGCCAGUCUGAGGUAACAAUUCCAGCAUUACAGAACACCCAGAACUGUUUGGGAGCAAAAGUAUCUACCAGCAACCACAGCAGCCAUCCACUUGAAAUGGCUGUUUUUUGAAUGAGUGUCAGGCCACCGGGACAAGCAGAUUUCAGGCCAAUGUGAUCUGUGGUGGGCAAGUGGUGGGCAAGUGGGUAAUAUGGGGGUUAACAGCCAUCAUUUCUGGGUGAAUGAAUUGUGUUCUGAACUGUACAGAAAGCAGCGUUCUCUGUGUUCAGCUUUGGAACGGCAUACCCAACAUGCCCAGCAUGAAGAUUGCAUCAUAACUGUUCUCUGCAGAGGAUGUCUGAGGCACAGGAACAAACACUAUCUCUUACACUGCUGUUAAUUUGCUUCAGUUUUCUAUGAGCUGUCUUGCAGUGGCCGCAAGAUUAUUAGAAAAAGAGUAAAGGAUGUGGAAUUAAUUAGCUUAGGUUGAAGGGGUUUGAUUCCUACUGUGUAGAACCCUAUUACCAGCUUCAAAAGAAAAGAAAUAUGGAUGAUUGAACUGGCUGCUCUCAUCUUC
Molecule: messenger RNA, 1354 nt
Organism: Gekko japonicus
Lineage: Eukaryota; Metazoa; Chordata; Lepidosauria; Squamata; Gekkonidae
Gene: CCDC137
Product: coiled-coil domain containing 137
Exons: 6
Coding region: 18-809 (263 amino acids)
Source: RefSeq, a predicted model, not a curated record